Molecule: messenger RNA, 1585 nt
Organism: Morone saxatilis (striped sea-bass)
Lineage: Eukaryota; Metazoa; Chordata; Actinopteri; Moronidae
Gene: ovch1
Product: ovochymase 1
Exons: 11
Coding region: 35-1552 (505 amino acids)
Biological process (GO): proteolysis
Molecular function (GO): serine-type endopeptidase activity
Source: RefSeq, a predicted model, not a curated record
GGCGGGGGUUCGGUCCUUCCUUCCAGAACAGGAGAUGGAGACCAGGAUCAUUGGGGGUCAGGAGGCCUGGGCUAACUCAUGGCCCUGGCAGGUUUCUCUUCAAUUCACCUCCAUGCCGGCAUGCGGAGGAGCAGUCAUCAGUCCGCUGUGGGUCGUCUCUGCCGCACACUGCUUCAAAAGGUACAAUAAAGCUUCUUUCUGGACAGUUCUGGCGGGAAAACACGACCUGGACAAUCCUGAAGAACCUGGACAACAAGUGGUCGGAGUCUCCACAAUCGUCAGCCAUCCCAGCUACAACACUCGAACUAAAGAGAACGACAUCGCUCUGCUGAAGCUGCAGCAGCCGCUGGUCUUCAACCAGUUUGUCAGACCCAUCGACAUCUGGAUGACUUCACUGCCCAACUUCUGGAAGUGCACCAUCACCGGCUGGGGCUCCACCCGAGAGAACGGUCCUCAAGUUAACAGACUCCAGGAGGUAAAUGUGACAAUCCUGCCCCCUGAUGUCUGUAACCAGUUCUACCUCGGGAGGAUUUGGCCCUCCAUGUUCUGUGCUGGAAAAGACAGCGGAGGAGUCGACGCCUGCCAGGGGGACUCUGGAGGUCCUCUGUCUUGCUUCACUGGUAGCAGGUAUGAGCUGGCAGGUUUGGUGAGUUGGGGAGUCGGUUGUGGACGAGCCAAAAGUCCGGGAGUCUACACCAAAGUCCAACAACACACCCAGUGGAUCUCUAACACCAUCAAUGAUCAGAAUAACCUGUAUGCAGAUGACGUCAGUACUGAUGAGGACAGGUGUAGUAAGCAGAGCUCCAGCUGUGAGGAAGCUCCAGGUCUUGCUGGUCUCUCAGUGUCUCAGGAUGGUGAGGUGUCUGUGGGGAAUGUGACCGAGUCCUGUCCCUUCUUCUGGCCCUGGCAGGUCAGCCUGCAGUCCAAUGGACGCCAUUACUGCAGUGGAGUGCUGAUCCACCGCCGCUGGGUCCUCACCGCAAAACACUGCAACGUCAGAGCUAAAAAGGACAUGGUGGUUCUGGGAGUUCAUGAUCUCCGUUUCUCAUCUCAAACGGUCCCAGUGGACAAGGUCUUCAACCUGCCACAGGACAGCAGCUUCCCCCCGAAAUCUGACCUGUCGCUGCUCCGCCUCAGCGUGCCCACCAGAUUCAGCUCCAAUGUGUCUCCAGUUUGUGUCCCCGAAGAGGACAAAGAGCUCGAUGACAGCUGGUCUUGUGUCACAACCGGCUGGGGAACCACAAAAGCAACAGUGGACGUCGAUCCAGACCGGCUCCACCACGUUGGACUGACUCUGGUCAAUCAGACAACCUGCAGGAAGAAGUGGGGACGAGGACUCAUCAGUGACUCCCACAUCUGCUCACAUCCUGCCGGCUCCACAUCUUGCUUGGGCGACGCUGGAGCUCCACUGUUGUGUCGGAUGCGUGACGCCUACCUCCUGUUUGGUGUGGUCACAUGGGGCAGCAUGUGGUGUGACACAGACAAACCGGCCAUCUUCUCCAAAGUGUCAGCUUAUCACUCAUGGAUCAGUAAGGUGACUGAAGACAUCUGAAUGUUUGUGGUAAAAAAUAAACUAAUUUAACUA